Colletotrichum chrysophilum is the source of this 1134-nucleotide messenger RNA. RefSeq lists its product as uncharacterized. NCBI's taxonomy places the organism in Eukaryota, Fungi, Ascomycota, Sordariomycetes, Glomerellales, Glomerellaceae. Gene Ontology annotation, cellular component: nucleus; cytoplasm. The coding region runs from base 1 to 1134 and encodes 377 amino acids. The record is from RefSeq and is a predicted model, not a curated record. The transcript has 2 exons. Gene Ontology annotation, molecular function: protein binding.
AUGUUUGAUCCAGAGGCCUCAUUCAAGAUCACGAAACCCGCUUCGGGUCUGUACUACGCCUGCUUGUAUGGCCUCGUCUCGGAAGUCAAAAGCCUGCUUUCGCAACAUGUUGCCGUCAAUGAACAGGGCGGACGACAAGGUUACCCAAUCGUGGUGGCCUCAGACAAAGGACACAUCAAGAUCGUGGAUCUUCUGAUCGCAAAUGGAGCAGAUGUAAACCUGAAGGACCCUUUCGAUCUGACAGCUCUACACGUGGCCGCCAGCGGAGGCUACGUCGAGAUUGUUCAGCUUUUGUUGGACGCCAAUGCGGAAGUUAACGCAAUGACUGCUGAGUACGAGACCAGCCUCGGAUGGGCCUGCAGCAAUGGACAUCUGAAGGUCGUUCGGCUGUUGCUCGAUUGGGGAGCAGUCAUGAAACCUCCAGGUGGAAUGUCAGUCAACGUGCUCCAGCUGGCUUGCUCAUACGGCCACGUGGAGAUUGUUCGCCUUCUUCUCAACAAGGGCGCUGACGUAAACGGACUGGGUGAACACUCUGAAUCACCACUCGAGUCUGCUGCCGCGUAUGGUGAUGUGAGGAUUGUCUCUCUUCUACUGCAGCACGGAGCAAGUCUGACGCUGCUGCCAAAUCAGAUUGGGGAUGCCCUGGAAUCUGCUGCGGCCUAUGGCGACGAACGUAUCAUGCGGAUCCUUCUCGACGCCGGUAUUUCUGUUGGCAGAAGCACAGAGCGAGAUGAUUGUGCCUCAUUAGCUGACGAGGAGCAAGAUGGGCAUGCAAUGUUGGCUCUUUGGGUAGCAGCCAAGAACCGCCAUGUCGGCGCCGUCAGGAUGCUUUUGGAUGCAGGCGUGGGACCGAAUAAUGCUUGGGCCAAAAAUAAUGGCAUUCUCCAGCGUUUCUACAACCCCCAUGGUCAGCAAGAAGUAGAGAUCAUAAAGUUGCUGCUCGAUCACGGAUUUGAUGUCAACGACUCUGAGAGCGCAGACGAGUCGGCGCUGGAAGGUGCGGUUCGAGCCGGUCGCGAUGAUAUCCACGGCCUGGAAACACUGGGAGCGGCCCUCUUUUCAGUGCUUGUCGGCAUGGGGAAGAGAGUCUUGCGCGCCUACUACUCGACACUGGCGCAGACGCCAAUUCUGUAA